AUGCUGAAGCCUGCGUUUCUCCUGGUGCUGCCAUCUCUUGUGAGCUCUGAGCCUGCCGAGGUGUGCUGUUUCAAGAAAUCUGACAUCUUAUCACGGAGUAUCUCCAGCUCAGUGGAUGUAUUGAUUGUGGACAACUUUUUCUGCAAGGCUUUCCUGGAUUUCGCCCGGAAGCUAGCCGAAGUCUUCUACGACCAGGGUUGGUUCGAGUCGACAUCCACCUUUCCAGGCACCGAGUUUUAUUUCAAUCGGCUCCAAGAGGAGCCUGAACUUUAUGCGAAGGCCUCCAAGAAGGUCAAUGAAGGAAUGCUUGGUAUCUUCCUCCGUGGCGAGUAUUUGGAAUGCCUUGGCAGAGCUGCUUUGGAGACGGGCUUCAGCCUCACUCCGAACUGGAGGGCUCCGAGGAGCUAUUGGGAUGCUGCGGGCAUUUUCAGCAUGCAGAAUCAACCUCCGAACGUGUCUCUGGUGCACGUUGACUGGGAGUAUGCCGUGGUGAACAUACACUUGAGCACCGCCUUCAACGACACCGGCACUGCCUUCUACAAGUCCAAGCGCGGGUCGUCGGUGUGCAUGGAGGAGACGGCUUUGCACCAAUGCCUUCGAGAUUUCGAGGAGCAGGAUGCGUAUCAUCGACUGUGGGGAGGGCAUGGGCAAGACCAUUGUGGCCUCUGUUCGGAUCGGCACCUUGCAUGUGAGAAGUGGGCCCAAAGUGGCAAUUGCGUGGCUGAUCCUGGCUCCAUGCACCUGAUGUGCCCGCACAGUUGUGGCACCUGUGCUGGGCUCUGGCCGGGCCCGGCAGUGCCCAGACGCGAAGAUCAUGCUGGGCUCUUCGAGCUGGUGCACGUGGAGGAAGAGGAGCGAGAGCAGAACGGGCAAGAAGAUCAGACUUUUGGUGCGGAGUCCUAUGGCGGGCCGACUGAUGCUGCAGCAUGGGCUGAAAGUACCCGCAUCUUCGUCGCAGGGCAGAGCUCAUCCACGCCUCCAGAGCUUGCGGCUUCUGUGGAGCUCGCAUCGGCAACAACAGCUGAAGAGCCUGCUGCAUCUAUAUCCUCCGGUGCACCAGGUUUCCCUGCUCAGCAGGUGCUGCAGGAGGAAGACGGCUACGAUUCUGAGCAGAUUGCCUCCAACCGACACAAGCAUGAGGCAUCCCCCGAGACCGCCACUGCCAUCUGCGGGGCUACGGCGGCUACGACAGCUGCUCGCCACGGCCGUGCUAGGGCGGGCAAGUCGGCAGCACCAGAAACGCGAGAAGAGGACCUCGACCUCCUCCUGGACAUUGAAGCUGCCCUAGGCCAAGAGUUGCCAGCGGCUCCAACACGGCGCCGGCGAUCAGAGCCCUGGGCGCGCCUGAGGCCGCAACGCCAAGGAGGCUUUAGUUCUCUCUCGGACGUGCCGGACGUUCCCGUCGGCAUCGACGGUAGCGCUGCCGCAGGCGGCCUUGAUCCUGAAGACGUCCUGGCGACCUGCCCGGAUGCGAUGACUGAGGAAGAAGGCGUCCAGCUGGAGAGCUGCGACGCCGGGGAGGAGAGGUGGGACAGAUCGGAGAGUGACUCCGAGAGUUUGGGGCUGCCGCUUACGCUGGAGGAAGGCCCGUGGAUCAGAGGCCUGGAUUUCGAGGCCCUGGAUACUUCUGACACGAACUCGCCACAGGAGCAGCGGGGGAGAGGGGGGGGGAGGGGAGCGGGUUUAGGACUGACCUUUCAUUCAUGCGCUGCAACUCCGCACAGUUUUGUAGGGCUUGGCAAUUAUGUCCUAGCCCCAGUCGACUUACCAUGUAGGACUACAAGGGGAUACUAUGAUAUGAUUCUCCACUCUUCAGUCAGAGCUAUACGAAUAAGGAUGAGAGCGCCUUUGAUCUAA
Symbiodinium sp. CCMP2592 is the source of this 1857-nucleotide messenger RNA. The record is from the annotation of a GenBank genome assembly. Lineage: Eukaryota; Dinophyceae; Suessiales; Symbiodiniaceae.